Molecule: messenger RNA, 1869 nt
Organism: Trypanosoma theileri
Lineage: Eukaryota; Euglenozoa; Kinetoplastea; Trypanosomatida; Trypanosomatidae
Product: putative protein kinase
Exons: 1
Coding region: 1-1869 (622 amino acids)
Biological process (GO): protein phosphorylation
Molecular function (GO): protein kinase activity; ATP binding
Source: RefSeq, a predicted model, not a curated record
AUGGAAAAGUUCACAAAGGUCCGAAAUAUUGGAAAGGGCAACAUGGGAGCCUGUGUGCUUGCCCGCAACAACGAGGAUGGUAAGUAUUAUGUGAUCAAACAAGUAGACCUUAGCAAGAUGAAUAGGAAAGAACGGCAGCAGAGUUUAAAUGAGGCACACGUAUUGAGUUCCUUACGUCAUCCUAAUAUUAUUAAUUACGUGGAUAGUUUUCUCUCACGUAGGUCUGAUUAUCUAUGCAUUGUCAUGGAAUUUGCUGAUAGUGGUGAUUUAAGUACACGUAUAAAGAAAUCUUAUGGUGUAAACUUUCGGGAAUCGCAGGUACUUGAUUGGCUUAUUCAAAUGAUACUAAGUCUCUCCUAUAUUCACCAACGCAAGAUCUUACACCGUGAUAUAAAAUCACAGAAUGUAUUUUUAACAAGUCAGAAUAUUGUAAAACUUGGUGAUUUUGGGAUAGCGCGAACACUUAGUGGUACAUAUGAUCAAGCCAAAACAUUUGUAGGAACUCCAUAUUAUCUUUCACCUGAACUUAUAUUAGAACGUCCAUAUGAUCAUCGUAGUGAUGUAUGGGCACUUGGUGUAGUUCUUUAUGAACUUCUAACACUUAAACAUCCAUUCAACGCAAGUAGUAUGAAAGGAUUAAUGCAGCGUAUUCUUAAAGUUCAAUAUGAUCCAGUUCCUCAAAUCUAUACAGCAGAGAUGCGAAAUAUUGUACCUCGUCUCUUAACCAAAGAGCCCUCACAACGGAUUAAAUUAGAGGAAUUAAUAGAACUUCCUAUUAUCCAACGUCGUCUUCGGGAAUGGAUGUUAGCAGAUGUGAUGCCGAAAAAUUAUAUUGAAACUCUUCUUCGUCAGGGACUUCUCCCACCGGCGAUUGCGGCUUUGCGGAAGUUUGAUGGACCGACCCCAGUGGAGAUUCCACAACCACAACUGCCAGCAUUAGGAUUAGCGAAGGAAACAACACUAACACCAAUACCAACAACAACAACACCCAUCACUACUACUACUACUACUACUACAGCGACAACAACAACAACAACAACAACGGCAACGACCAACAAUAAUAAUAAUAAUAAUAAUAAUAAUAAUAAUAAUAACAAUAUUAUUAUGACUGCACAGCCGCAUGGGAAUCUUUCCGUAGAGAGAAAACCGUUACUUCCACCAACAAACCAAAUAGCCCCAAUGAUGAUACAACCAUCAUCCUCACUAUCACAACUCCAACUUCCAUUCCAACAAUAUCAAUCCCAAUAUCAAUCACACGCCCAAGCCCAUCCACAUCCACAACAACAUUAUCCCUAUCAGGCCCCACUGAAGCGAACGUCAAAAGAGACACAUCACGUACCGCUGCUGCGGCCCUAUCGCCGUGGACAGCCGUCGUAUCUCAUGUACAAAAACAUCAACGGCGGCUACAACUCCCCCGCAACGCCAACUUCACUGCAGCAGCGCCGCUCGCGUCUCUCCACCUCCACGUCUCUGCAGGCGAUCCCAACAGCGCGCGUCCCAUCACGACAGCCGGCCGUCACGGACGCCACACCGCCGCACAUUGACGCCACGGCCGCGGGAGUUCCCGCAAGUAGUUCCAUCGCACACCGCAGUUUUCCAAACACACACGCCAUCGCAGGCAUUUCGCUGCCAACACGUGAGGAAGACACACGAACGGAGGCGAGUCAUCAUAUGAAUGAACACCGUGUGCGGAAGCGUAGUCAGAUGGACUCGGAGUCUGUGGCCUCAUGUCUCAAUCCAUUCUUUCACAGACCGUCGAAUAAUCCACCGGCGCCGCUGCCGUAUUUGGCCGGGGCACAAAAUAUGGAUAUAAAGGCAAUGCUGCAACGGGCUGCGUUGGAACGGGCACAGCGACGGGCAAUACCGUGA